This is a messenger RNA of Oppiella nova, 273 nucleotides long. NCBI's taxonomy places the organism in Eukaryota, Metazoa, Arthropoda, Arachnida, Sarcoptiformes, Oppiidae. The record is from the annotation of a GenBank genome assembly.
AGUGAGUGUCUGUCUGGCAAUGACUCCAAUGACUGGCAAUUGAAUUGUUCGCAAAUGUUUGGAUACUUUGACGGAGACUUCCGACGAAGACCUCAACAGUCUUUGGGCGGAACUCACAAAGACACCAAAAGACAGCAAUUGUUGGAAAAAGCGGCAGAAGAGAGACGCCAUCGGGAGGAGUUGAGACGCAGAACCAACUGUGCGCUUGUGAUCCAGUCCUUCAUCAGAGGAUGUCUUCUCCGCAAAAGACAAGUAAUUGUGAAGUGUUUGUGA